[Candida] anglica is the source of this 2920-nucleotide messenger RNA. NCBI's taxonomy places the organism in Eukaryota, Fungi, Ascomycota, Pichiomycetes, Serinales, Debaryomycetaceae. The record is from the annotation of a GenBank genome assembly.
AUAAUUUUUUUAAAAACUAAAUUAUUUAGAGCAUAUUACCUCAUUAUUUCUCUUUCUGAAUUUGGUUGUAAAUCACAUCAAGUCACACUCUUUUACUUUGUGCAACCUAUACAUCACGUAAGUGACCCCCCACAUUAAAGUGUUGCAUAGUAAAAUUGAAAAUUGGAUAUGAUGACAACUCCUACUCUAACAAUGCUGGCAAAGAAGAAUACGAUAUCAGGAGCUAAGGGUAUAACGUUUGGCGGGGAUACAUUUGUGGUUCCCGAGACCCAUGAUAUGGUCAAGACAUUAUUUGAUCCGUCAGUUCGUAAGUCAAUCUGUGAAGUUAUAAUUUUAACAUUACUUGCAUCAAAUGGUCUCGUGUUUUGGUUUGUACAAUCCAAUUCUAUUAGAAUUGGAAUAUUUAUUGGAUUCUAUCUAUUUUGGAGAACUUCCUAUAACUUUGGAAUUGGAUAUUUAUUGAAUCUGCAAUCAAAUCAUCAUGGUCUUGUUAAACUUGCCAAUAGAUUUCAAAUCUUUAAAUCUUCAAAUACUUCUACUUUUUCCAAAUUAUGUCAAUUGGAAAUUAAAUCUCAAAUGGGUGUGAAUUAUUCCAUUGAGAAGUAUCCAGUUGAAUUCAAUACUUGGCUUUUAUUUCGUAAAGUUGUGGAUUUAAUAUUGAUGCAAGAUUUCACUACAUUUAUUUGUCUUGUGAUUGUAUGUUCUAUAGAUAAGGAUUAUCAAUUCAUAAACACCAGUCAACAAAGUAUUUGGUUAGUGGCUAGUAGAAUUGUGGUUGGUUCCUUUUUAAUUUUGUUCAAUUUAUGGGUUAAAGUAAAUGCACACAAUACAAUCAAGGAUUAUGCUUGGUAUUGGGGUGAUUUCUUUUUCCGUCAAAUUAACAAUGAAGAGUUGAUAUUUGAUGGUGUUUUCGAAAUGGUUCCUCAUCCAAUGUAUUCUGUUGGAUAUGUUGGUUAUUAUGGAUUUGCUCUUAUUUCAAAAUCUUAUACUGUUUUAGUUGUUGCAUUAUGGGGUCAUUUUCUUCAAAUGAUUUUCUUACAUUACAUUGAAAAUCCUCAUAUUGAUAAAAUUUAUGGUGCUUCCGAUAAUUCAGACCUUGCAAAGUUAAACAAAUUAAAGGAUUUGAGGAAUUUUGAUAACUUGAAACCUUUAGUUGGAUUAACCAAUUUCGACUGGAUUAGAUCGACUGAUUUGAUAACUUUGAUUUUGGCUGCAACUUAUUCAAUUAUUCUCCCAGUUUUUGCUUCAACUUCAACUGGUUUAACUCUUAAAAUUGGUAAAUUUGUAGAUAUACCAACUUUAAGUCCAACUGUAAUGUUAUUUGGUUUGACAAUUGGAAUAAAAGUUUUUGAAGCAAUUUCAAUAAAUACAUUAUUGAUUUUACAAAGUAAUUACAAAACAUUUACUAAAUUUUGCCUUUCAAAUGAUAUUCCUGUUGAAGAAUCAUUAAACAAUUGGUCUGUUAUCUAUAACUCAUUAAUAGUGUUGACUUAUUCCUCAUUCGUGGGAUUAAACAUAUUCCAUUUUUUGAUCGGUAUUAAAAUUGACGAUCUUUACAUUCAAAGCUGGUUACCAUUACGUAUUUUCUUGGGUAUUACAUUGAUUGCAACACAAUUUUGGAUUAACUCUUCCAUUAUUGAUCUGAUUGGGUAUUUUGGUUGGUUCUAUGGGGAUUUCUUUAUUCCAAGAUCUUCGUCUCCUCAAAGGUCACAUUUAACUAAAGCUGGUAUUUAUAGAUAUUUGAAUAAUCCCGAGCAAAUAUUUGGUGUUUGUGGAGUUAUGGGUAUAACCUUGAUAGUUCCAUCUUUAGAAAACUUUUUAUGCUGUUUCUUGUGGGUUACAAAUAAUUUCUUUAGAAUCAACUUUAUUGAAAAGUACCAUAUGAUUAAAGUUUAUGGAGAACAAGAAGUAUUAAAGGAUUCCGGAGUCACAAAAACAUUCAAAAAGCAUUUAAUACCACAAGCUAUUCUGAGAAGAAUGUCCGAUGGCAGUGAAAUUGUUGGCGGAGGAAGAAGGAGAUCUUCAAUUUUCAGUGGUGCAACUGACUCUUUAGAAACUUUUAUUAAGGAGUUAAGAAAUUCUAACGCUAAAUUGAACAAUGAUAAGAUAUUGGAAUUAUCACAGAAUUUAUACUUUGAAAAUUCAGAUUACAAAAUUGCAGUGACUAAUUUAUUAUCAAAUGAAGGUAAUGCAUUUAUGAGAGUUGAACUUGGAACUCCUCUCGUGGUUGAAUGGACUGCUCCAAAUAUCAGUUCAUCAAGAGAUUGGAUUGGAUUAUAUAGAAUUUCUCAAACUUCAUAUUCACGUAAUAAGACCUUGAUUUCUUCCUCUGGAAGAUGGUUUUGGGCUCCUGGUGAAACUGGAAAAGUAACCUUUGCUUAUGAAAAGUUAUUUUGGGAAGAAGGUGUUUAUGAAUUUAGGUAUCAUUUAGAUGGCAAACAUGAUGUUGCGUAUAUUUCGCAACCAUUUGAAAUUAAGGCAACAUCUAUCGAUAUACCUUCCCAAGAAGAAGGUAUUCCGGAAUUUGCUAAUCAAUUGAAAGAGAGAAUAUUUGAUAAGGUGUUGAAACAAAAGCUUUCUUCAUUAGAUGCUCCAAUUAGCACUGCAGUUGAAAACUCAGGCGAUAUUGUUACCACGUAUGAGAGGCUUUCUGCAAUGAUUUCAUUACUUACAAAGGUGAAUAUAAGUGCGAAGGUUUUCCUUCACGAUGAUAAUGAUUAUAAGUUGGAUAUUCUUAAAUUAAGCAAGAAACUUAUCAAGAUAAAAACAGUGUUGGACGAAUUAUCAUAUAAUGACACUGAACUUAUUAUAGAGAAGAAGAGUAUUUAGAAAUUCUCUUGUAUUUUUUUUUAUAUAUAUAUUUAUAUGUAACGUUUUAUUUAUGUUAUUUAUCGAUUGGCUUUUAAUAUAAUAUACAUGU